Messenger RNA from Suillus subalutaceus, 543 nucleotides. RefSeq lists its product as uncharacterized. Lineage: Eukaryota; Fungi; Basidiomycota; Agaricomycetes; Boletales; Suillaceae. The record is from RefSeq and is a predicted model, not a curated record. Bases 1 to 543 code for a protein of 180 amino acids. The transcript has 3 exons.
AUGCCCAUGGCGAGGGACUUCACUCGAGAUCUUGCGAACAUUGAUAGCAGCUCCGAUGCCACCGACUCGACAGAUUCUGACGGUGACGAGUCCAACAAUGAUACAGAUUUACUGCAAGUUCAGAACGCAAUUGCAGCACCUCCUCUUAAUGCAUCUGCUGAAGAUAUUCGCAAGGCAAACAUGCGAGGAAAGUAUCGGGAGGCUCUGAAGAAGAAUGCUCUUCUCGAGGCCACACUCUCAAAAGGCUGGAAGACGAAGCUUACUAAUAAAGACCUUGCGCUUGCCACUAAGGAAGAUAUCAUCAAGAACUAUGGGCGCAAGUUUUCUGUAACACACUGCCUCUGGGUCGAGACCACCAUUUUUCCCUUGCAUGCACCACCUCCUAAUAUUGAUCUCACGAGCAAAGAGCGGUGGCUCUCUCCGAUGUCAAUUCAGGAUGGCGUUAAAGCUGAACUCUUUCGUUUCAUUCUGCCUGCGGACCAUGCCAUGAUGGCCCACAAGAACUUUGGUUCCCAUUUUGUCAAAAUGUCACAACCCUUAUAA